Messenger RNA from Engraulis encrasicolus (European anchovy), 1046 nucleotides. RefSeq names its product tRNA (cytidine(32)/guanosine(34)-2'-O)-methyltransferase-like. Gene Ontology annotation, molecular function: tRNA methyltransferase activity. The coding region runs from base 23 to 997 and encodes 324 amino acids. Lineage: Eukaryota; Metazoa; Chordata; Actinopteri; Clupeiformes; Engraulidae. Gene Ontology annotation, cellular component: cytoplasm. Gene Ontology annotation, biological process: cytoplasmic translation; tRNA methylation. The record is from RefSeq and is a predicted model, not a curated record. The transcript is spliced from 10 exons.
UAUUUGACUGAAACGGGGGAAAAUGGGGCGAUCAUCGAAGGACAAACGAGAUAUCUACUACAGACAGGCGAAAGAAGAAGGCUGGCGAGCAAGGAGUGCCUUCAAACUAUUGCAACUGGAUGAGGAGUACAAUCUCUUCGAAGGUGUGAAUCGUGCAGUGGAUCUUUGUGCAGCCCCAGGCAGCUGGAGUCAGGUCCUGAGUCGUAAGCUUCGAGACAAAGAGAAGAAAGAGGAUGUGAAGAUCGUAGCGGUGGACCUGCAGGCAAUGGCACCACUACCAGGAGUCACGCAGAUUCAAGGAGACAUCACCAAGUUGUCCACAGCCGAGGAGAUAAUUAAGCAUUUCGAGGGCCAGUCCGCUGAUCUGGUUGUGUGUGACGGAGCGCCAGAUGUCACAGGACUCCAUGACGUGGAUGAAUAUAUCCAGGCCCAGCUCCUGCUUGCUGCGCUUAACAUCACCACACAUGUACUGAAGACAGGUGGAACAUUUGUAGCGAAGAUCUUCCGGGGUAAGGACGUGACCCUGCUGUACUCCCAGCUGAGGAUUUUCUUCAGCCAGGUGACCUGUGCCAAGCCUCGCAGCAGCCGCAACUCCAGCAUAGAGGCGUUUGUGGUUUGCAGAAACUACUCUCCUCCGGAAGGCUACAUACCCAACAUGUCCAACCCUCUUCUGGACCACUCUUAUGAUGUUGACUUUAACCAGUUGGAGGGGCCAAACAGGAUCAUUGUUCCAUUCCUCGCCUGUGGUGACCUUAGUGGCUUUGAUUCGGACCGUACCUACCCUCUCCAGCUGGAUUCCUCCAAAGAGUACACCUACACGCCUCCCACCCAGCCUCCCAUCCACCCCCCGUAUGAGCAGGCCUGCUUCAUGCGGAAGAACAACCUCCUGGCCAAGGAGGACGCCCCCGCUGCCGCAUCCUUAGACCACGCCCUCUCUACCAUGCAACUCUCGGCCAAUGAGGUGAGGGAUCAGGAACCCUCGGGAUCACAUGACUAAGAUCAGAAUCCAAUGAUUAAGGAGGAAAGCCUGGUUCCAAAUGUGGCAG